Messenger RNA from Drosophila subobscura, 3534 nucleotides. RefSeq names its product zinc finger protein 252. The coding region runs from base 154 to 3441 and encodes 1095 amino acids. The transcript has 5 exons. Lineage: Eukaryota; Metazoa; Arthropoda; Insecta; Diptera; Drosophilidae. The record is from RefSeq and is a predicted model, not a curated record. Gene Ontology annotation, cellular component: nucleus. Gene Ontology annotation, biological process: regulation of transcription by RNA polymerase II. Gene Ontology annotation, molecular function: RNA polymerase II cis-regulatory region sequence-specific DNA binding; DNA-binding transcription factor activity; zinc ion binding.
CACACUGAAUGAAUGGCAAAAAAGCAAAAAGAAGUAAAAUAAAUAAAUAUUCGGCGAAUUAUUGCAACUAGUUGGAAUCGUAAGGCAUUUAGGUAUUAUCCGAGCAUACUCACCGAAAUAAGCAAUCAAAGUAGGAGAAUUCCCAGCACGACCAUGAUGACGACCAAGGCUGGGAGUGUGGUAAUGAAUUGCCGCACCUGCACACGAGCCUGCAAGCUGUAUAAAUCGCUGCAAGAUGAGAUCGAGAUUGGCACCGAGGGCACCACCACACUGGCCAACAUGCUGAACUAUUGCUCGAGCCUAUCCUUUGAGCCGGAAGACGGCGAGACGAUGCCGCAACACAUCUGCCAGAACUGCUUGCAGCUACUGGAGCAAGCAGUUGCGUUCAAGCGCAUGGUUAUCGACUCGGACGAGCUGCUGCGCCAGGGAUUGAACGAGGCCAACGAUGCCUUCGAUGAGUACGUCACAGUUGAGAUGCUGACCGACGUAGAGGCGGACAACACCAAGCCGGACUCAUCCACCACGGACGAGUCGCCGGCCAUCAUGUUGGAGAAUCUUAACGAGCUGCAACAGGGCGAGGAGGAAUUCGUCAUCGAGGAGGUGGCCGAGCAGGAGGAUGAGCAAGAGGACGAGCAUGAAAUAGAAGAGGCUGAACAGCUUCAGCUGGUGGCAGCCACAGCCGAGCAUUUAGAGAUUGAGACCGUGCACGGAUACCAGCAGGGAGGCAUUCAGUAUGUGAUCAAGAAUGAGUUCGGCUCCCUGGACACCGACGAGGAUGAAUAUGAAGUGAUCGACGAGGCAACAGCAGCCGAUUUGCUCGAUGAACGUAUGAUAGUGAUACACGCCGAGGAUGCCAUCGAGGAGAUUGGCGAAGAAGGCCUGGAAAUGGUCGAAGAGGAAGCAGAGGAGAUGUUGACUUGCGAGGAAGAGGAGAUCGAGUGCGAUGUUGAGGAGGCGGACUACUUGGAUGAGUCAGUGGAGGAGUCGAGCCAACUGCCCAGCGAGCCGCUGCCGUAUGUCUGCAAAGUGUGCCAAAAGCCAUUCCGCCAGCAAUGCCGCCUCAAUCAGCACAUGCGCUCGCACAUCCACGAGAAGCUCUACCGCUGCGACGAGUGCGGCAAGAAGCUGAAACAUUUGCGCAACUUCAAGGAGCACAUGCUCACCCAUUCGAAUGUCAAGCCGCAUCAGUGCCCCAUUUGUGAUCGCUUCUAUCGCACCACAUCCAGCUUGGCCGCCCACAAGCGCACCCAUGCCGAGGAAAAGCCACACAAUUGUGAGCAGUGUGGACGCGGCUAUGCCGCCUUGGAUCAUCUCAAGCGUCACAUGCUCACGCACACCGGCGAGCGUCCGUAUGCUUGCGAUUUGUGCGACAAGGCCUACUACGACUCGUCGUCGCUGCGGCAGCACAAGGUGAGCCAUACGGGCGCCAAGAUGUUCACCUGUGAGAUAUGCGGCGUGGGAUUGUCGCAAAAGUCCGGCUACAAGAAGCACAUGCUUGUCCACUCUGGCGCAAAGCCGCACAAAUGUCACAUCUGUGGACGUGCCUUUACAUUCACCAGCAAUCUCAAUGCCCACGUUCGCCUGCAUUCCGGCGAUAAGCCAUUCAAGUGCGAGAUCUGCAGCAAGGCAUUCCCCACCAAGAAGCGUCUCGUCAGCCACCUGCGUGUCCACAACAAGGAGUCGCGCUCCAAUGGUGUCAGCAGCAGCAGCAACACCGCCAGCAUGCCCGUGGCUAAUCUGCGCCAACGCGCAGUUGUCAACCAAAUGCCCGACAUAACUGACCAAAAGGUGUCCAACUCAAAGGUUGUGGUGGUGCUUUUGCGUGGCAUCGCGCACCAGACGAUACAUAAUGUAGCCAUGCGGAUCGAGUGCAUCCAGUAUGGGGAACACAGUCAUGCCCUGCUCAGCCGUGAACACGACAAUUUCGAACUCUUUUGCCAGUUCGGCAAGAAAGUGAUCGACACCAGGGCGCUUCUUGAAGCGCCAACCAGUUUGAUAUGUCCAAUCCGGAUGCACCAGCACGUCCUUCAUCUCCAGGACAAGCAAAGUGAAAAAAAAACACAUUGUAACAUGUCUUCGUCGAAUGGCACUUGCAUAGCGCACACCUGUCGCGUCUGCUAUGUGCCCGCAAUGAAGAGCUACCAACUGUUCAAGCCAAGCCUGGUGUGCGGCCAACUCACAACGCUGGCUCAGGUGCUCAGCUACUGUGUGGGCAUCGAUGUGCUCGAAGUGGAGAACUAUCUGCCCGAUCACAUAUGCAGCGGCUGUGCCGAGAACCUAGAGAAGGUCAUGGACUUCAAGGAGAAGGCACGCGGCAUCGAUAAGAUCCUCAGAGAGCGUCAUCAAAGGAGGAGCACCGCCAGCGUCAAUCUGCGCUGGAACAGUGAGGCGAUGGUGCUUGAGCCGGAUCCAGACGAGGGCAACUUGCUCUCCGUGUGCGAUAUUAUUGAGGAGGUGCCCGAGGAUGAUAUGCACAUGGCAGGCCACAUUCCAGAGGAGCAAUAUCAGAUAAGCCAAGUGCAGCAGCAGCAUCAGCAGCAGCAGAAACUGGAGGAGCGGCAGCUGUUGCCUUGGCAGCAGAUAGCUGCGGAGAAGGAAACGGACGAGGAGGGGGAGGGGGAGGACGAAGAGGAGAAUGAAGAAGAGGAGGAGCAGCAGCAGCAGGAGGAGGAGGAAAGUGAGGAGACCAGCGAGGAAGAGCAGCAGCAGCAGCCGAAGAAGGAGAAGCGGCAGAAGGAGCAGCGGCAGAAGGAGCAGCAGCCACCAGCUGCCAAAACACGCAAACAAACCCGCAGACCAAAGCCCAACUCCGCGCAGUUGCAGUGUCCGAUCUGCAAUAAGCAGCUGAGCACAACGACAUCGUUCAAGUAUCACAUGCAGCUGCAUGGCGACAUCAAGCCAUUUGCCUGCCACAUCUGCGGGGAAUCGUUCAAGACACGCAACGCCUUUGAUGGCCACAAGACGACGCACGAUCCAAACAAUCCCAACACAUGCCACAUAUGCGGCAAGGUCUACAGACAAGCCUCAUCGCUGCGCACCCACAUGCUGGCGCACAAGGGCCUCAAGCCGUACCAGUGUCCGCAGUGCGGCAAGCGUCUCACCCAGAAGUCUGGCUACAAGAAGCACAUGCUGACGCACACCGGCGAGAUGCCGCACUCCUGCGACAUUUGCCAGCGUUCAUUUCGAUUUUCGAGCAAUUUGAUUGCGCACAAACGCUGCCACAGCCAGGAGAAACCGUUCGAGUGUCAGGUGUGUCCCAAGCGCAGCUUUGCCAGCAGCUCCGAUCUGACGCGACACAUGCUCGUCCACUCCGACGAGCGUCCCUUCAAGUGUCUCGAUUGUGGCAAAACCUUCAAGCGUCAGAUCUCCCUCAGUAUUCACAUGAAAUCAAAGAAAACAGCGGCCAUGGAAUCGUCACCAGAGUACGAUGAGGAGAACUAGCACGGGGAGCAGCAGAAAUAUUUUGUAUACCCGGUACUCGAAGAGUAAAUAGGGUAUAUUGUAUUUGUGCGGAUAACGGUUGUAUGUAACGCA